Messenger RNA from Clupea harengus (Atlantic herring), 1348 nucleotides. Its product is annotated as cytosolic phospholipase A2 gamma-like. Gene Ontology annotation, cellular component: nuclear envelope; nucleoplasm; cytosol. Lineage: Eukaryota; Metazoa; Chordata; Actinopteri; Clupeiformes; Clupeidae. The record is from RefSeq and is a predicted model, not a curated record. Gene Ontology annotation, biological process: glycerophospholipid catabolic process. Gene Ontology annotation, molecular function: calcium-dependent phospholipid binding; calcium ion binding.
GGUUCCUGCCAGUCAGAGAGGUGGCGCUGCCAGCAAAUUGGAUGAUUUUGAUUUUGUUUUGAGAUUUGAUGAGUAGGGAAAAAAUAGGUACAUGGCGGAGCACCAUUAGGACUGGAGGCAUAUCGAAUCAAAUGUUGUAGGAACAUUUUAGUUUUUGAGGUUGACGGAAGUGUUGGACAAUUAAAUUGGAGUGUUUCACUUUUCCCAACGGGACUACCUCUGUAUGCGUAACCCGAACCUCGGCAAAGGCUGCUGUUGGCGGAAAGUUCCGUGAAGUUUGAUAGCAAACUGGGUGCUAGUCAGAGCCUAUACCAGCGACUGACUGUGCAUUCGCUCUGGAGUGGGGAGUAUAACGGGAGAACAGGACAACGGAUUUCCAAUGGGCUGCAGGGGUGGUCAUCCUGCCAUACCUGAGGAGAUAACCCUGAAUGAAAAGAUUAAUCUGAUAGAUGCCGAACUCUACCUUAACUCACCAUAUCCUUCAGUCCUGGGAAAAGCCAGGGAUAUAGAUAUCAUCAUAUCCUUCGAUUUCAGUGAUGUCGACCCUUUUGAGACUCUGAAGGUGGCCAGUGAGUAUGCAGCCGCCACAGGCCAUCCCUUCCCCAAAGUGGACUUCGGAAAUUUGGACCCUAAACGGCCAAGGUCCUACUAUGUCUUUGAGGAAAAGGGCAAACCAACUGUAAUUCACAUUCCCCUCUUCAACAUGGAUAACUGCAAAAAUCAAGAAACCAUUAAAAAAGAAAUGAAGGAAUACACAACCUUCCAACAGCCCUACAAAGACAAAGCAAACAUCGAUCACUUGGCACAUCUGGCAGAAGACAAUGUGAGCAUGAACAAAGAUGACAUCCUGAAAGCGAUAAAAAAAGCUGUGCAGCGACGCAGUGGCCUCUGAAAAUGGCCCACAAGGGCCUCUGUGGGUUGACCACUUAUGCUUUUAAAUGUAAUCAUGCCAUGAUGUUACAUGAUAUGUGCUAUCCAGCUCAGUCUCAGAGGGUGCUGGCUGAGAUGUGAUUUUUGCCUUGAAAAUCUUAUGUAGGUGUUUUUUUUCGAUGUUCAAAUGUUUCAAAUGAUCUUCUAGCAUGAAAAUACUAGACAAUGAAAUAGGUCUUAGUAGGAACAAACCAUUUUAUCACAUUAUUUCUAUUUUUAUUUGAUUUUACAUGAUGGCACAUAUCAUGCUGAUAUGAAGGAACAAUGCACAGAAUCAGGACCAGGUUAAUGCAGUCUAAGAGGGUGCUGGCGGAGAUGUGAUUUUUGCCUUGGAAAUCUGAUGUGGGUGGUCCUUGUCUCUGUCAGAUCUAGUCAUUUCCUAAUAAUCACACUGCACUUUAAUAAAAGAAUAUCCUGA